CUCGAAUGGUGCUUUGACUACUUGCAUUUGUAUCUACAAAAGUGAAACGUUACGAUGGACGAUUUGGUGACUGCGAAAGUCCUGCAAAGCUACAGCCCGGCUUAUAUGAUAUCGUGUGCGGAUGCUAUGGAGGCGUCGUUGUUGGCACGAAAGGCCAACAACAAUCCUGCUGUAUGUUCGUUGCAGGGUGAUAAGAGAUUGUCCUUGUUCGACGCUAUCAAGGUUCCUUACGCCUUAGGUUUAAUGGACCUGCAGCUUACCAAGUGCGUCGCCGCCGUGGUUGAAAAGCUAAAGGCCACGCCAUGCCAAGAUAUCCAGGAAGCCUAUCUAGCCUGUCUUGACGGGAAAAUGACAAAAACCGGGAACCUUGUCAAGUGCAGGCCUUUGGCGGACCAGUUGGAAGAUUGCACUGCUAAGCAUGUCGGUAGGCUGGACUAG
This is a messenger RNA of Phaeodactylum tricornutum CCAP 1055/1, 438 nucleotides long. RefSeq lists its product with no specific name. The record is from RefSeq and is a predicted model, not a curated record. Lineage: Eukaryota; Bacillariophyta; Bacillariophyceae; Surirellales; Neidiaceae. The transcript has 3 exons. Bases 55 to 438 code for a protein of 127 amino acids.